Hippocampus zosterae (dwarf seahorse) is the source of this 10059-nucleotide messenger RNA. It is a transcript of the gene mindy2, whose product is annotated as MINDY lysine 48 deubiquitinase 2. The record is from RefSeq and is a predicted model, not a curated record. Gene Ontology annotation, cellular component: cytosol; cell periphery. The coding region runs from base 329 to 2248 and encodes 639 amino acids. Gene Ontology annotation, molecular function: K48-linked deubiquitinase activity; cysteine-type carboxypeptidase activity; cysteine-type deubiquitinase activity. The transcript has 9 exons. Gene Ontology annotation, biological process: protein K48-linked deubiquitination. NCBI's taxonomy places the organism in Eukaryota, Metazoa, Chordata, Actinopteri, Syngnathiformes, Syngnathidae.
GCCAUUUAAUAAUUAAAAGGUAUGUUUUGCUUGUUUUGGCUGAGCCUAAAGCAUGCACCUGAAAGGCACAAAGUACUACGUCAUUUGUCUGAAUUGAUAGGUGCGGAUACAAAAAGGCACAAGUGAACUACAGACAGCAACGUAAAUAGUGACCUAAGACGAAGAUCCGAGGGUCCGCAAACGCGCCACCACAUGACUGCUGUGUCUCGAGCGCCUCCUAGUUGGCUUGAAAAAUAUUAAUUCUGAUGACGUCACCGGCAGAGUUGUCAUGGCGUCUUUUGGACCGAAUGUACUGCUGCAAUUUAGCUAGAAUCUAUCGACAGUCGAAAUGGAGAAAAAUGCAGACGUGCAUCGAGACCCCGUCGGGGGCGACACCAUCGGGGCGAGCACAGGCGACGCUCCUGUUUCGGGAGGCGGGAAAGGAGCGGCGGAGAAAUGCACAAAUAGUGAGGCUCGUCUCAGUAGUUUGCAGGGUACGGAUCGCUCUAACAACAGCACCGAUGAGGAGCCUAGCACCCUUCAUGUAAACCCCGGCGUGGGCAGGUGUGAUUUAGUGGAGGUCCUGGAAGUGUCGGCUGGACAGGAGGCGAGGAAGCACGCCGACUCGAGCGGCUCGCGGACUGGGGAGCAGCAGAUCACUAACGGGAUGGGAUCGGAUCCAAAUAAGGAGGGUGGUGCCUCAAAGUUAGUAAACAACCAAACAGACGGGCCGUCCUCAGGUGCUGACGAGAAAGAAAUCGAGUCGACCAAACUUGCCAAGCCCACCCAUUUGUGUCCGGGCAGGACAAUCCCAGAAGACCUGAGCGCCCCGCACGCCUUAUCCGAGGGGCUGGCGAGCAGCAGCGACCCGGACCCGGAUGCCAGCCUCGGCGGGUGUGAGUCCCGCAGCCUGGACUCACUGGAGGAGUCUUUCUCCAAGCUCAACUCGUGCCCCAGCUCGGACUUGAACAGCGAGGGCCUGGAGGAGCGAGGGUUGGCCCUGGCCCUUCAGGGCGAAUUCGGCCUGGAUGGCACCAAGGCGAUGUGCGCCAAAGACCGAGCGGCCGGUCAGUCGAUCUACCACAUCAAGUGGAUCAAGUGGAGGGAGGAGAACACGCCGAUCAUCACCCAGAACGAGAACGGGCCCUGUCCGCUGCUGGCCAUAAUGAACGUACUCCUGCUUGCCUGGAAGGUUAAAAUGCCUCCGAUGAUGGAGAUUAUUACAGCCGAGCAACUGAUGGAGUAUCUUGGAGACUACAUCCUGGAAACCAAACCGAAAGAGAUCUCGGAGGCCCAGCGCCUAAAUUAUGAACAGAACAUGAGCGACGCCAUGGCGGUAUUGCACAAACUACAGACAGGCUUGGAUGUGAAUGUGAAAUUCACAGGGGUGCGGGUUUUUGAGUACACUCCAGAAUGCAUUGUGUUCGAUCUGCUGGACAUCCCCCUCUACCACGGCUGGCUGGUGGACCCCCAGAUGUGUGACAUUGUCAAGGCAGUGGGUAACUGCAGCUACAACCAGCUGGUGGAGAAGAUAAUAUCCUGUAAACAGUCAGACAACAGUGAGCUGGCAGGCGAAGGCAUUGUGGCAGAGCAGUUCCUGAGCAGCACGGCCACUCAGCUGACGUACCACGGCCUGUGUGAGCUCACAUCCACCGUGCAGGAAGGAGAACUCUGCGUCUUUUUCAGGAAUAACCACUUCAGCACCAUGAUUAAAUACAAGGGUCAGUUAUACCUACUGGUGACCGAUCAAGGCUUCCUGACAGAAGAAAAGGUCGUGUGGGAGAGUCUUCACAACGUGGACGGAGAUGGAAAUUUCUGUGAUUCCGAAUUCCGGUUGAGGCCCCCGUCGGACCCAGAGACCGUGUACCGAGGACAGCAGGAUCAGAUAGACCAGGACUACUUGAUGGCGCUGUCGCUGCAGCAGGAGCAGCAGAGUCAGGACCUCCAGUGGGAGCAGCUCCCUGGCAUCAGCGACCUGGAGCUGGCUAAAAAGCUGCAGGAGGAGGAGGACCGCCGAGCAUCACAGUACUACCAGGAACAGGAGCAAGAACAGGCGGCGGCAGCGCAGGCUGCACAAGUGCAGGCUCAGCAAGAGGCUGCAGAGGGAGACGAGGCGGACCGAGGGGCAGCGGGAGGUGGUGGCGCCGGGACAGCGCCGGCGGCAGCAACCGCCGGCCAGGCCACGGCCAGCCCGGGAAAACAGUCAUCUAGUGGAGAGCGCAAGUCCAAGAAGGAAGCCAAGGAUAAAGACAAAUGUGUCAUUUUGUAACGUCAAGCGAGCGUAUGGCAAGCCGUUUGAGCAUUUAGUCCAUGUGCUUGUCAUCCAGCUCAAGGUGCUUGCACUGGUAUACUCGCCGUCCUCACGAGUGACACACUCCAGCGCACAAUGAUUGUCUUACUAUUAUUAAUUUAUUCAUUUUACACUAUUAGUGACACUUUCGUCCAUCCGUCCAUCCAUCAUCCGAACUCCUUUAUCCUCACGGGGGUCGCGGGGCGUGCUGGCGCCUAUCCCAGCCGUCUUUAGACAGUAGGUGGCGUACACCCUGAACUGGCUGCCAGCCAAUCGCAGGACACACAGAGACAAACAAUCAUCCAGACUCACAAUUGAGAGCAAACUAUUAACCUACGGUGCAUGUUUUUGGAAUGUGGGAGGAAACCGUAGCAGCUGGAGUAAACCCUCGCAGGCCCGGGGAGAACAUGCAAACUCCACACAGGAUGGCCGGGGCCUGGAAUCAAACCCAUGACCUCAGCAUUGCGAGACGGACGUACCAACCAUUCGAUCACCAUGCUCUUUCGGCCAAUAUAGUACGCAAUAAAGAUUUACCGUACUCGUAAACUACCGUGCAGCUCAAGUGACAAUACUUGGCCCAACUAGUAGGCAUGUGUUACACACUCGUCACCUUUUGGACAAUACAGAGUUUGUUGAGUUAGCUGUUUUAACUCAUUUUUGGGUGUGGGAUCCAAAAUUGUUCUCAGAUAGUUUUUUGUCAAGUUUUUGCGCUCUAGGAUUCGCGUUUUCUUUGACGGUGAAGUCAACCCCCACAUUUCCUUGAUGAUUUUCAUGUGCCUCCACUCGUCUAAACAUAUUGAUGCUACUGCCCUGAGUCCAGUCGUAAUGAGCUCUCCUUACUACAGUCAGUGGAAUUUUGCUUAUCUGGAAGGUAAAAGCCGUGGAGAAAACCCUUUUCAUACUGUCACUCCUGGAACUAGUCAAUUAGUUGACUUAGUUGACGGCUUUAUAGGAAGCAUUUAUUCAAAAUGAUGAUAUCCUGAUUAGGAUAAAUGUACUAGUGCGCUAUUUGUCUUGAGUAGAAAGACAAUUUACAGCAUUGGUACAUCGAUUAGGGCGCACUACUAGAAUGGCUGUUUCCAUUUUUUCCAUUGCGAGCAUCACUUUUGGCCUACUUGUACAUCUUAAGAAUGCAUACCAAAUUAAUAAUCAUAUAGUUUUGAUUGUCUUUAUAUUUUUUAAGGUCCUUGGACAACUAUAUGUUACUUGUGAGGCAAAACUAGUGAAACACUAGUCAAAUUAGCUCAUGUCAUUUGCAUCAGUAGUAGCCCACAAUUGUCAAUCGGCUUGUCAUGAAGCCAUUUGAGCGCGCCGAAUAGCCUCACUGGUGAGGGCAAAAAGCGGACCAGCACAUGGACUUUGGAUAUGACUAAAUGCUCAGUGGGUUUGCCAUACGUGCCUGCGUGCGUGUGUGAUUGUGUGCUUGCUUUUGGCCUCCAGCGAGGGGAGGAGACGUUCACGAGAGGAUUUGCUUCCCAAGCCACUGGUGCCUGCCAGCCUCCAUCCUCAGCGGACCACAACACGACCCCCCCCCCCUUCACACCCCACACACACACGGGAUUUUUUGACCGAGUCAGCCACACUUUGUUACAAGUUGCACACGGCACUAUAUUGGUCACACUGGCUAUCUUUUCUAGCGAAAAGACAUAAUCUCCAGAAACUAAACGUGACACCCGCUCUCCUUAACACGACCCUUUCAACUUAUUUUGGGGUGGGGGGGAGGAGUUGUCUCCGGGCAAAGUUCAUCUGCUUUCUGUAAGUGAGCUGUUGAUGCCAACAUUUCUUUAUGUUGCCAGUUUGAUUUUACACUAAAAUUUCUGGAAAGCCGUUCAUUCCAUGUUGUCAAUAUCCAUCUUACUGUAAGGUCCAUGAACUAGGGCUGAACCAUUUGUAAAAUAUCCAAUUGAGAUUUUUUUUUUUCCAGCUUGAUAUUGCGAUUGCAAUUUAACAUGCAAUCUUUUUUUUGUUCAAGGUUCCUUCACAUGUAUUUUUUUAACACAAGCAAUAAAUUAAUCUGUAUUACAAUAAAAACCUAAAUUUAUUAUACCUAAAUGUUUUGGUCUUAGAGGUUGGGCUUCCCUUAAAAUAAAGCCAAAUGAAGCAUGAAUUCAUACGAAUGACAGUUCACUUCAAUUAGAGUUAUCUUACUCAACAGUUUUAAGCUGCAGUCUUUUAAGCGUUCAUAAUGACACAAACACGAGCCAGUAAAUCACAUGAGGUUGCAACAAUGAUGCAAACAAAUAUGUGGCUUUAUCACUUCAACUUUUCUAAACUUGUCGACUGCACUUCUUAAGUAGUGAACCUAUCUGGACAUGCGAUGCGUAAAUACCGGUACAUACAUAAAAUAUACAAAGAUAUAAAAACUGACCGACUACCCGAAUGGAAGCAAAGGUAUUUGUUUUGAAUCCCCAAAUUGUAACCUUUGCGAUUUGAAAAUUACAUUCUACUGCACUGCAAUGUCGAUUUGAAUUUGAUUAAUUGUUCAGCCCUACCAUGUACUAGUUCACACUGUUCUCACUAGUCAGCUAAUUCAGUGUGCCAAUAAAACAACUGUCUUACUAGGAACCUUUUUUUUCCACUACUAGUGACUUUUGGCCUACUAGUAUAUGCUAUUGUGCUCUUACAGCUACUGGGUUGCACUAAUAGCACUACGAGGCCUAACUAGGAGACAUGUGCCAUGCACCAGUAGCCUCUUGGACCCUACUAGUAGCACUAAAAUGUCCACUAGUAAUUUUGCCUCACGAGUAACACGUAAACAUCCUACUAGUGUGCAGAAAUGUCAUACUGCAGUGGGGGGGGUGGGGGGGGGGUGACGGUUCUCGACUACUAGUGCACCAUAGUCAUUCUACUAGUGCGCCACUUGUCUUAGAUUGUUUUUGAUAUCUAUUUUAUUUGCCAUACGAGUGUUUAUGGUGAGGCAAAACUAUGUACUAGUCAAGUACUAGAUGUUACCACAUAGAAUUGCACAAUGUCAAGGAUUGAGCAUUUAUUUGAGAUCCAUGACAUCCAGCUUCAGGUCUACGUACUUGUGUUUUUUCAGACAGUUCAGCACAGUAGUAGAACCACAAUCUUACUAUUAACAUAUUUUCCACGAUUGCCUCCGACCACUGCAUGGCAUUUCUGCACACUGGUGGCGCAACUCUGUUACAACUGUGCGCUACUAGUGACAUACUGGCCAACAUCUAGUGUUUCACUAGGAGUCGUAAUUGCACACAGUAUAUAAUAGUAACAUGUAGUUGUCCCUCUAGUGCAGGGGUGUCAAGCUCAUUUUUGUCACGGGCCACAUUGUAGUUAUGGUUUCCCUUGGAGGGCCGCUAUUAAUUUUGGGAAACCAUAUAAAUGUUUAAUCACCCCCACAUUUACAUACACAGCACACAACAAAUUGAUGGAUAACUAGUUUUAAAAUCAGAAGUCAAGAAUAAUGACAGUUCAUGCGGAUUACAUAUGACAAUUUGAAAUUUUGGUUCAGACUUUAGCAAGCAUCAUGGAACUUGACAUGCUUGAUUUGCUUUUGCGGGCCACAUAAAAUAAUAUGGCGGACCAGAUAUGGCCCCCGGGCCUUGACUUUGAUACUCGUGGUCUAGUGUGACAUUCUGUACGCAUGGGUAGAAAUGUCACGCAGUAGUGGAAGUGUUCUACGACGACUGCGCUGGAUUGUCUUACUUGUGAGGACAAUGUGUACAAGUAUAUGGACCUUUACGAUAUGUAUCAAGGAUUUUUUUUUUAAAUGCUCAAUCGCUUUUCCAAGGGAUUAUUUGUACCAAGGACUAUCGGGCCACACAGAAAACGAUUAAAGAAAAAAGAUGCCAAUUUGCAUGAAUGAAGUUAUAAUAUUACGAGAAUAACGUGAAUAUUUUACCAGAAGUAAAAUUACAGAAUGAAGUUGCAACUCUACAUGGAAAAAAAGGGAGAAAUCUGUUGCCAUGCAACUCUGCCGCAAUUGUCUUUUAAACAAUUCUCAUAGUUCGACUUUAUUCUUGGAACAAGAUUUUUUUUUUUUUUUUUUAAGGUGGCGGGGGCGUUUUUGGGUCAACUUUUUGGAUUUUUUUUAGGACUUUGCCAUAAGAUAAAAUGUUUGUAACAUUAAGAUUUGAUGGUGUAAUAUAACAGGAAAAAACUUGUAACAUUUUGUUCUUCUGACGUUACAAUUUUGUUCGAGUCAUUUUCUGGUAACAUGACCGCUUUUUGUUUCAUGACUAUUAUUGUGAACAUUGGCUUUUUUUUUGUUGCAUUACUUUGAGUUACUUUCAUUCCCAUAACACUAAGUCUUUAUUCAUUAUUCUGCUAUUUUUGUUUUUCUUGCCACAUAUCAGACUUUUUUCUCAUUAGUACGAUUUUAUUCUUGUAACAACAUGACAACUUCAGUCUUGUAUUUUUACAACUUCAUUUUUGAAACGAUUCAGUUAUUCUCGUAAUUUUGCAAUCUUUUUUUUUCUUGUAACAUGAUGACGUUAUUUUUGCGACAAAUUUUUUUAAAUGUCUCGUGAUGUACAACUUCAGGCUUGUAGCGCUCCAACUUUAUUCCUAUAUUUUCACGACCUUCGGCAUGUAAAAUGACUUUUUUCCUUACAUUACAACGCCGUCCUUGUACUAUCCCGCCCUAGUUUUGUAAUGUCACUCGUAAGACUUUAUGCUCGUACUGUUCCAAAUUCUUGUGAAAUUAUGAGUAUAUCCUGUUGAAAUGAUGACUAUAAUCUUGUAAAAUCACAUCUUUAUUUUCAUAAUCUUACUUACUUUAAUUUUCCUUUUUUUUCAGUGUGGCCCAAAUCCUCUUUUUGAAUUCACCUUUUUGUUUGUUUUGCAAAUACAGAAUCGUGUUUUAGAGUGCCCACUGAAGAGGUUCUGAUGCUGUAGCGCUGUAAACAUCAUUCCUCACAGUUCGGCUUUACAGGUGUUUGCGUGUGUGUUCAGCCAGUUUGGAGAAUGACCAAAUGUUUGACACAACAAUACUUCCGGACUUUUACCGUCGCAGAUUUUCUUUUCAAAAAAUGUAUGCGGCACAAGCAGAGGAGUUGCUGGUGACUGAAUGCAUAAACUAUUGACCCAUUGUUAUGUCAAGAAGUAGAAGAACCCUGGUAGUGUCAAGCUGGGGCUAAUCACAUCAGACCUUUCGACAUGAAUGACUAGUGCGAUCUUUACUAGUGGCACGCAGGCAACUAGUGCACAUAUUUGCCUCACAAGUAAAAUGUAUGUCAAAGCUGUGACUAGUACGUGGACCUCAAGUCGGGUCUGAAAAAUAUUGAAUAAAUACUCCUUCCAUGACAUUGUAAAAUUGUUCUCGUGAACAUCCUACAAGAGAGUCCCACAGAUGCCAACUAGUGCACAGCUUUGCCUUACCCGCAUCGUGUAGUUGUCCUAUGACUACUAGUCUGCCAAAGUUGUCCUACCAGUGUGCAAAAAUGUCACACGGUGAUGGAAAUUAAGUUACUAAUUUGACACUAGUGAGCUGGAUCGUCUGACUAGUGGAUGGAUCCUAAGCUGUUUGACAUCUAAAUGUCCAUCGGUAGGUCAAUGUACUAGUAUACUCGUUGUCCUCACAAUUGAGGACAUAGACAAUUGAGCUCACUAGCAGAAUGACUAUGGAGCACCAGUAGAACUCGUCUGUAACGAGUCAUGCUUUUUUGUUUUAAUUAGAAUUAUAUUUCUUGGUAAUUGAUCAUUUUGGCCAUGCUGUUAGCACUAGUGAAGCAAAACGAACGGCCAUUUUGGUGCUACUAGUGCAUGACUCAUGCAUUUAAGUUGGACAUGGCACCACUGCACAGUUUUAUUAGGUUUUAAUGAAAACUCAGCAACCAAAAGAGGCACUCGAAGUGAAAAAAAAGUUUACUCGCAAGACACUGUCUAUCUGUGCGUUUAGCUGGAUAAACAACGCACUAGCACAUGGAUCUUAAGCCAGAUAUAAAUGGACGAAACACAAACGGCUAUCCGUACUGAUGCGCUUCACCUACAAAACAGUGUACAUAAUUCUGAAAUGCAUAUGCUUAGAGGACGCUCCUGAGACCUUUUUCUAUCGAAUCAUUCCAGUCGGAUGCCUUGACUCAAGAGGAGGGAGGAGUAGAUAAGCUUUUUUUUCCUUUUUCCCUAAAUGUACAAGGCGCCUUAUGGCCUUUUCUCAGACAAAUCCAGGCGUCCGAGCAGUGUGAGACAAUCCGCCAAUAUGCCAACUACUCAGGCCUUUUUGUGACGGGACAUACUAUUCUAGCUCUUUUUCAAGCUUUGUAUGGGCACACUUCCUCGGGCCUGCAGUAACAUGGUGAACACUGCAGAUGUGCGCUCGCGUACAUACGAUGAAGGAUGUUUGAUUUGUAGACCCAACUAAAGCUGCGUUUGCAUGCAGACUACCAAAAAAGUACAGUGAACCCCCAAUUGAAGAGCUUCAUGUCGGGUUUUGCCACCUUUUUGGUGCCAGGUAACCAAGCUGAAGUGGGUUGAAGAGCUUUACGCAGUGCUUUGGUGCCAAGAAAUGUUGAAGUUGAGCUUAAUUUAGACAAAAAGUAGUGCUUUGCCAUUAUGUUGUGACAACUUGGUAUCAAUGAACUAUGUUGAAGUGAAUAGAGGAGCCUCAUGUAGUGCUUUGCCGGCAUCUUGUUGUCAAGGAACUAUGUUGAAGUGAGUUGAGGGACUUCAUUUCGUGCUUUUGAACUAUCUGGGAGCAUCUUGGUGCCAAGGGACUUUGUUGAUGUGAAUUGAGGAGCUUCAUGUUGUGUUUUGCUACCACUUUGCAACAUCUUUUGGAAUUGUAAACCAUUGUACAUAAGUGGGGGUUCACUGUAAAUUAAUACGAGCCUGUCCGACAGGGUUCAGCAGCAUUUCUAGUGAAUAUAAAAAGUCAUCUUACCAACAUAUACAUCUAAAAAAAAUAUGAUAAAAUACAUGUGCAGUUCAGAUGGAAUAACAAAACAGUGUAAAAAAAGAGUGCAGGCUUCUUUUAUCCAUCGACUAACAGCCAAUUUGAGGCAGUUGGCUUGAGAUAAUGCUGGUGGCACAUUUUGAUAAUGAAGUGACACUGGUUGGAGUUGCUUUGGAUGAGUGAGCAUAACCUUUUUUUUUAAUAAAUAUUUUGUUGCCAUCCCAAUUAUUAUCCUGAGAAUUUAAUUAUGAAGAUAGGUUGAUGGGAAGGACAUAUGUGUCAAUGUGUUUUUUUUCUGUUUGCCUUGUACACACAAAAAAAAGUGUCACAUCCUGUAAAAUGUGUAUUUCGACACAUUGGACACUAAUAACAGUAGUGGUUGUCAUUUGGUUUUUGAUAUGCACUAACAGCAAAGCAACAUACCUCAUUUUGUAUGGAUCAUAAGUGUGCGAUGGGCACUGUCGCCCUUUCGGGUACCUUUUAGAAAAAGAAGAACAAAAAAAAAUGACAAAUGGCCAAAAGAGUUAUCAAAACUCGGUAGCAAUCUUAAGCCAGCUGAACUCUUAUAAUUUAUUAACCUAGAAAAAGGGCUGUUUUGAUGUUGUGGCUGUUGACUAUUGCAAAUUGCUAUGUUCAGGUUAGUUUAAACACUUUGUGGGGAGCUGCAGCUUUGUGUUACAGAAAGACUUCUCAUUUCCAUUAUUUGCAUUUCCUGUCGGACACCUUGAUUUUUUUUUUUCAGCCAAUGCGCUAAUCAACAAAGGACUCAUUUGUGCUAAUUUGAUCUAUUUACAUAAAUGACCAAAUAAUGUAUGUAGCCUUUCACAUCGCAGUCACAAUAUGUAUAUGGUGAUAAAUAUAUAUUUAACUAAAUGCCUUAUUAGACGAGGGACAUUCAGCCUGAUUAGAAUUGCCAAUAAAAGAGCAAUCAUCCUUCAAA